AUGGGGGACAUGGAGAAGGGCAAGAAGAUCUUCAUGCAAAAGUGUGCCCAAUGCCACAUGGUGGAGAAGAGGGGCAAGCACAGGACCGGCCACAACCUGCCCAGGCUCUUCAGCCACAAGACUGGUCAGUCUCUGGGCUUCUUCUACACAGACACCAACAAGAACAAAGGUAUCACCUGGGGAGAGGAUACCUUGAUGGAAUACCUGGAAAACUCCAAGAAGUACAUCCAGGGUACAAGGAUGAUCUUUGCGGGCAUUAAGAAGAAGGGAAAAAAGGCAGACUUGAUAGCCUAUCUCAAGAAGGCCACCAAUGAGUAA
Antechinus flavipes (yellow-footed antechinus) is the source of this 318-nucleotide messenger RNA. RefSeq names its product cytochrome c-like. The record is from RefSeq and is a predicted model, not a curated record. The transcript has a single exon. Lineage: Eukaryota; Metazoa; Chordata; Mammalia; Dasyuromorphia; Dasyuridae. Gene Ontology annotation, biological process: mitochondrial electron transport, cytochrome c to oxygen; mitochondrial electron transport, ubiquinol to cytochrome c. Gene Ontology annotation, cellular component: mitochondrial intermembrane space. The coding region runs from base 1 to 318 and encodes 105 amino acids. Gene Ontology annotation, molecular function: electron transfer activity; heme binding.